Messenger RNA from Eublepharis macularius, 2856 nucleotides. It is a transcript of the gene MXRA7, whose product is annotated as matrix remodeling associated 7. The record is from RefSeq and is a predicted model, not a curated record. Lineage: Eukaryota; Metazoa; Chordata; Lepidosauria; Squamata; Eublepharidae. The transcript has 4 exons. The coding region runs from base 378 to 1124 and encodes 248 amino acids.
GCAGCCGAACCACAACCGCUGUUCUUAUCGGCUGCUGUAAAUUACGACCCUCCCCAGAAUCGGGGCCCCACUCAAGGAAAAAGCAGGCGACCGUCGCAACUUUUGUCCCCCCAGCGGCAGAGGCGGCAGCUGUGGGCAGGGCCCAGGGAAAUGACGCGCGUGUUGUGAAACCCUAUCCAGCUUUAGAAAAGAAGGGAUUUCGCCCAGCGCCGCUGUCAGGCUCCUGCGUGCGCGCCCAGCACUGACAUUAGCCAGAGCCGGCCAGCUCCAGGGCAUCGCUGCAGAGGAGACGCCGGCGGGAAUUAGCAGCCGCAGCAGCCCCGGGUCAGUCGCCGUCGCGGGCAGCGCUCGGGAGCUCCAGCCCCGCUGCCGGAGGGAUGGACGGAGCCGUGGAGUGGUACUUCGCGGUGCCGCUGCUCUUCACCGCCCUGGCCCUGAUCCUCGCGUCGGUCUUUGUGAAGCUGCGCUCCUCUGCAGGGGACAAAGGGGCGGCGGCAAAGGAAGGCGAGGGGGAGUCCCGAGGCCAAGAGGCCAAGGCGAGCUCCGCGGCAGACCGCGAAGAGGGAGGCGAGAGAGCCCGGGGAGGUCAGCAGGAAGCCGAGGAGGGCGGCGAGCGAUCCCCGAGGACUGCAGCGGCCGCGGAGGUAAGGGACGAGGGCGAGCGGGUCCCGGAGGAAGGCCCCGGGGCUGAAGGGAAGCAGCCGGCGGGGAAGAAAGAGCGGCAGCAGGGGGCGGCGAGCGGGGAGGAGGACGCGGCACCUCGGACUGCGAACGCGGAGCCGCAGCGUCACCCCCCGCCGGAGAUGAGGAUGCCCGGCCAGGCGGCUGCUGCUGCAGCUGCUGCGGUGGCUGCUGCUGCGGUGGAGGGAGAAGAGCAGGAGGACGAGGAAGACGACGAGGCCGAGGAGGACGAGGAGGAGAGCAAGGAGGAAGACCAAGAAUCAGAAACUGAGAAACUGGUGGAAAGGGAACCCGAGUCUGAAGAUGUAGAUGAACAAUUCUCCUUUAAAUAUAGUCCUGGAAAACUGAGGGGAAACCAGUACAAAACCCUGAUGACCAAAGAAGAACUUGAAGAGGAACAAAGAACUGAAGACUAUAUGAAGUUAUCCCUAGACUCUUCCUAAGGCUUUUCCUUUGGCAUCUUUAAAGGCUUGAAAGAAAAACAAAACAAAUCCAACCAGAUAUACGUAUACACAACAGAAAACUAAAUAUCCCCUCAUAAUAUGGGACUUUCUGUUUGGCUGAAGCUGAGUAACUCAGAAUAAGUCAUUGUAAUAACAUGACUGAAAGGAUCGAUGUGUUUAGUUUCAAGAAUUCUGUGGGCUUAGAGAAAGGGACUGUGAAAUGAUAUUUGAGGAUUCUGUUCUUGGAUGUGAGAGUAAGACCCUCAAACAAAAUCAGGCACAUGACGGUAUCUGCUCUAUCCCUAUCACAGUAGAUCCCUUCUAGAUAGCAUGGACAAAGAUUCAGUUAUAUCAGACCAGUCCAACUGGUCUAUCUAAGUGUUUAGUCUUUCUCCAACCCUGAUUCAAGACCAGAGUUUUUCUUGGCAUCUUUGAAGACUAUGCAUUGAGAUUUAAAACAUUGUAUCGGUUCCCUCUGCACUCUGGUGGAGAGAUAGUUGUACAAUGUAGUUUCUAGUGUAUUCAAUUUAAUCUUGCUUUGUAGCCUUUUGGAGAAGAAAUCAUCCUCCAUUAUACAUAGAAGGAGGUCCUGAGAAUUAAGAAUGGUCUAGUGUUUUAGUUUGUGACAGACUUCCAUCAUGAGGACUUGAGCUUCACUGAUGCUUGACAGCCAGUGCUUCUAUUGGCAUAGCCCUUGCCCGUGUUCCCAAGAGGGAAGUUUGAAAACUUAAAUACUGAAAUGUAAACUUUCUUUUGAGUUAUGAAUACUAAAUUUCUGGAAUAACAGCAGAGAUAUAUUCCUUUUUUUUGUUGUACCACCACACUACCGUAGCAUCAUCUUUUUUGAAAUUAUGAUUGUGGCAUUCUCCACCCCCGGUUUCCCUCUCAGUUCAUUAGCCUGUACAGAUAAUGCCGCCUGUUGAGCCUUAAUGGUUACUAGAUUGGACCAUAGACCAUACUGGUUUUCAGCAUGCCGUUGUUUCCACGAAAGGAAGUACUUUGGUAUUAUACUGAUGUCACUUCCUGCUCUGUAGGAUUACCAUUAAGUUUGGGAUUUCUCCAGCAUAUUCCUGUUUUCUCAUCAUGCUUUGAGGACCCACUGCUUCAAAAUAUAUCAAACCCUUGCAGUUUCAAAAAACAAAAUCAUAUGCAAGCUAUACUCAAAAUUAUAUCGGCGAUUAUUCUUUGGAACAUCUAGGUUUGGGAAAGGUUUGUGUCUAGCAUAAUUUUUAAAAGGGCUUAUUUAGGAAAUGGAAGGAAGCUUUGGUUACAAAGAAGCAAAGCUUCUGCUUUUGUAUCUGUAUUCACUAGCAUAUUACAGUUUGCAACUGAAUCCUAUUUAUACAUACAUACAUACAUAUAUAUAUAUAUAUAUAUAAGGACACUCGGCUUUGAAAUAUCUGUUAGUAACCACUCAGCCUCCAGUUCAUAUCGUCUGACAGAUUCAGUGUUCCAAACACCAUUAACUAUGCAAAGAAUGCCUUAUAUACAAUAUAUCGUUCAGUUAUACAGCAAUAUGUACGUUGUACAAAGAACAACAGUAACUGUGCCCAGAUACUGCUAGUGGCAGAGAGCAAAGCUAUCUCCUCAAUAAUGACAAAAAUGGCUGUCUGGGUAUUUUUUACAUUUUUUUUCUAAAUGUGAAGGUGGAUCUUAUACAGAGGACUGUAAUUUUUAGUGGCUUAAAGUGUAUAUUGCCAUUAUUCAGUCCAAUAAACCUUUAAAUAGUUUA